Molecule: messenger RNA, 1051 nt
Organism: Anneissia japonica
Lineage: Eukaryota; Metazoa; Echinodermata; Crinoidea; Comatulida; Comatulidae
Product: vesicle-associated membrane protein 7-like
Exons: 7
Coding region: 114-770 (218 amino acids)
Biological process (GO): vesicle fusion; exocytosis
Cellular component (GO): SNARE complex; membrane
Molecular function (GO): SNAP receptor activity; SNARE binding
Source: RefSeq, a predicted model, not a curated record
AAUAACAGUUUCAUGACCUUGGUAAUGACCUUUAUCAUGUGACGAAUGGUCACGAAACAAAACUUCAUCGACAUCAUUGAGUGUGGAAUUCACCGUGAUUCUUGGUGUUCAGAAUGUCUAUUUUGUUCGCAACGGUCACAAGAGGGACCACAGUCCUCGCCCGACAUGCAGCUUGCCAAGGCAACUUUGCGGAAGUUGUCGAGCAAAUCUUGCUCAAGGUUUCACCCGAGAACGCCAAAUUGACAUACUCCCAUGGUAGCUACCUUUUCCAUUAUAUGACGGAGAAUAGAAUUACCUACCUCUGUAUCACAGAUGAUGAUUUCCAAAGAUCUAAAGCUUUUAUGUAUUUAAAUGAAAUUUCGAGGAGGUUUGCAAAUACAUACGGUGCUAGGGCACAGACAGCACUACCAUUUGCUAUGAACAGUGAAUUCUCAAGAGUUUUAUCCACAGAAAUGAUGAAAUUCAGUGAAGACAAAAAUGGUGAUAAGUUGACCCAAGUACAGAAUGAUCUAGACGAGUUAAAUAGGAUAAUGGUUAAAAAUAUUGAUACAAUAACAAAUCGAGGAGAACGUUUGGAAUUACUGGUUGAUAAAACAGAAGACCUUGAGUCCAGUUCAUUGACAUUUAAGAAGACAAGCAAAAACCUGUCGCGAUCCAUGUGUUUAAAGAAUGCAAAGUUCACAAUCAUCCUUAUUAUCGUUAUAAUUCUGGUCAUAUACUUUAUUAUUUCUGCUUCAUGUGGUGGCUUGAGCUGGCCGAAAUGUACAUAAUAUCAGUGAAGACAAAUCAGUCACACAUUCCACAGGCUCAGCAACAUGGUACCACUACUGAUGUGAUAAAUUCAAGAUAAAAAAUACAUUUGUGCACUACUUGCAGCUAGAUCAAACCAGUUGCAGCCAGAUCACAUCAGUUGCAGCUAGAUCAAACCAGCUAGUUCAGACUGGUUGUCUUCCAAAUUAGAGAUAGAAACAGACAUUCCCACCAUGGUUCAAGCACACCAGCCAGUUUUGUCUGACAUAUUAUUUAAUGCUUGGUGAUUGUAACAAAACAA